Lodderomyces beijingensis is the source of this 6738-nucleotide messenger RNA. The record is from the annotation of a GenBank genome assembly. NCBI's taxonomy places the organism in Eukaryota, Fungi, Ascomycota, Pichiomycetes, Serinales, Debaryomycetaceae.
AUGUCCAGUGCGUCUUCGAAGAAGAAUCGGAUUUUCAAAAGAGUCGUUGAGGAAGAAGGGCAAAAGUUCACGCAACAGCAUCAAGUCACCACGCCUAUCCCGCGACGCACGUCGUCGAGUUUGACAUCAACACCGCAGGACCUCUCGCGAGACGAAAUGCAUUUGCCCGGAACCACGAUUGAUAGUGAGACUCAGCGCUCCUUCACUCCAAAGACGUGGGGAUCCGUUCAGCAGCAUGUGGCCACGAGAAGGCCAUCGUAUGGUACCAUAGUUACCACAAGAGAGCAAGGCUACAACUUGGACUAUCCUCAAGAUGUAAAUCUUGUUCAAAAACUACAACUAGACCCCCACUCGAGGUUUUAUGCGCGGUCAAGGCCGCGAACCCUCGAUUUGCCAUCAUUGCUUCCGUACAAGGUUGAAAACCCUCAGGAUCUGGCCAAGUUUUUGAGUCACAUUGUUUCCCAUCUAUACAUUGCCAUCAAGUCCUUGGAUAUCCAAGGAGCUCUCUCGAUUACUGCCAAGGAUUUGGCUGCGUUGAAGGAUUCCAUAUCCGAUGUCGAUUUAGUACUAGAGACCAACCUUUUUGAAAUGGACCGACAAGAAGAAGAAGAAGAAGAAGAAGAAGAAGAAGAAGAAGGAGAGCCAAUGACUGAAGAUUUUGCGUCCUCAGACGAGGAAACCAUAAAUGCAGAUGGCGAAGAAGAUGGCGAAGGCGUUGAAGGAGAAGACGUCGAGGCCGAUGAUGACGACGACGACGAUGACGCGGACAAGGAUGCCACUAUUCAACACAAGAAGUCACCCAAGUCCGCGGCCGUGGUUGGCGUUCGCACAUGGACGCAUGAACUACUAAUAUGGUUCAAGAUGAAGUACGACAUGCCUUUGAGUCUAAGGGCCAACUUGGCCAGGGUCUACUACAGUUUGUGUCUUUGCCGGGGCCAACAAGUCAACCUCAAGACAUAUGUACGAGUGUUUGAAUUGCUUACUAAAAACCUGCGCUUGUUGUACGACGCGGGCUUGAGAUUACCAUGGGAGGGGCUAUGCAAGGAGUUGGAGCACAUUUUCCCCUCAACUGAUGCACUUCAAGUUGCCUUUGAAAAGAAAGAUCAGAUGCAGUUGGCCAAAUUGGCCUCGCGAGCAUCCUAUUUCUUCCACGAUGGAUGUUUACCGGAAAUUUUCCUGCGGCUAGGCUCAAACUUCUCGAUGCUGUCGUCAUCUUUGGUGGUUUCGGCUCUUGCCAUGCUCCCAACCACUUUCACCCCGCGCGGCGUCGAUGACGAAAACGAUAUUCGCCACUACCUUGACUCCUUGUUUUACAUGUGGCUCAGGUUGAACAAGACCAAGGGCUUUGAAGAACAAGUGACCUCAAGGUUGGGGAUUAUAGCCAUGGAAACCAUGAUCAAGAUUAGCGAAGAUUCCAAAACCAGAGACUUUAUAGACUUGGGCGAGUUUGGGUUGUUUACCCAGGACCAGAUGGAUCUCAUCUUCAGCGAGCUUCUCAAUAGUUUGGGGAUAAUGUCUAGAAAAUACUCGUCGUUUAAUUUGAAAUACUUUCAUGGUUUUGCCUCCAUCAUUAUCUUUUCCAUAAAUGGCAACAAAGGGUUGACAAAGGGCGGCAUUCUUGAAUACUUGAGGUCGUUGGUAAAUGCUGUGGAGAGUUAUAUCCAUCCGUCCAACACUGGCGAAUGGACCCGCCCCAUAUCGCGACUUGUGUUGGCAAUCGUUUACCAGUUUCACAAAAGAUUCAACAUGGAGCGACAGCCUGACGGUGUCCUUACCAAGAUCUCACCCGAUAUGAUGCUCACAAGUGGAAUAGUCGCCGAGUUUGUCUCAAUUUUCUUGCCAGUGGUCAAAAUUGGGAUACAGUCAAAAAAGAGCGACAUUUCGUCUGAAUAUCUCUCGGCUUUGCAGCUUUUAGCGCUUAUGGAACCUGAGUACGUGCUCGAAAACACGUUGUUGGACACUUACGAAUCACUAGAAGGGGUGAUUUCCACGCAUCGAGUGAUCAAUGCCCUCCGUAUUUUGGACGCCUUGUCGAGGCAAUUGGUCUCCACCCCUGUUUUCAGAGUCCAUGUCGUGAGGUUAUUACUGUUGGCGUUACCCGGGAUAGACACAAACGACUUGGAAAAGACGUUGCAGACUUUUGAAGUGUUUUGGGCUUUGGCCAACUACAUGCCGAUAUACGACCUCAGCGAUGAAUACACUGAUGCGACCUUGGCCUUGGAGUUUACCAAUAACCACCUCGAAUAUUUGAAAAAUAAAUUGUUCAGCACUGGUGACGAAACAAAAUUUGUCGUGUCAUUGGAAGACGAAGUGGCUGCUUUAAAGUCGUCAACUUCGGCUUUCAAGGAGCUAGUGAGGGCCUUGGUGCAACGGUUGCCCCCUCUAUUUGAAAACCUUCCGGAUCCUACCAAAAGUGCAGGAUUGGAAAGGAGCUUGGCACUGUCGAUUCAAAAGUUUUUCCUUGUAAUGUUUGAGGCCAUGUCCGACGACUUGUUUGCCGUGUUUAGAAAGGAGUUUUUCACCUUUGUGUUGAACAAUGUCCAUCACCCGGUUGCCGACCCAGUGGCAGAAAUCUGUGGUGGAUUAGUAAGACGUGACCCCAGCUGUUUCAAAGCUCAGUCGGAGAUCUUGAUGGAGAGAAUCAGAGAAGAAAUUGACGAAAAUGGGGCUGGUGCUCCCGGUUCAGGGUCAGGGAUAGACAUUUUGCCCCGCGAUCAAGCCUUGAGUUGGUACUUGAAUAUAUUAGGUGAGUGCAUAGGUAACGCCGGCGCACAAUUGGUAGGCAUGGGCAAGGAGCUCGAAAAUUUCUCCUUCUACUUGAUGGACAAUGUGCGCGGUCCGUGUUUGUAUUCAUCUUCCUUCAUUGUGAACCAGGUACUUCAAGCAGUGACAAAAGUGAAAAUAAAAGAGAGCCGAUUGAUUGCACCUGAGAUUGAAAAGUCUAGCGGCGGGGUUACUGCAGAAUGCUGGGGAGGCUUCUGGGACAGCGAUACUAGGUUCUCAAAGGCAAACACGACAUUUGACUGGUUUGUACCUAACGAGCGGCAAGUCAAUUUUGCGUUUGAGUUUUUCAGUGAGCAUGUUUCCAGGUGCUUGAACAAUGUUACCGGUUUGAUAAAGGAGUUUGAGAAUAAUAACAAGAAAUCGCGCUCGACGUCGUCAUCGUCGUCGUCGUCGUCGUCGUCGUCGUCAUUUGACAUUGAUGAGUUGAGAAUGAACCUUUUGUACCUCUCGUACUCGAUGAGUGGGGUUUCUUACUUGCUAGACCCAUCUUUUGCAGAAGAUAUCCCCAACUUGAACCACAACACGGAAUCCAUCAAGCACAGGUUGCAGCUUCUCACGCGGGUUAAGGAAGUCUCGGGUGUUUCUACUCAAAAGGAUGUUUUGCACGAUGAGAAUGUAAGGGAGAAUAUGGAUAAGAUAUUGCAAGACUUGAAGAGCGAGGAUCUUUUUGACUAUAUGGUUGACUUUGAGAAAAUUUGCGAAAUCGGCGGCGAUCAAGCUGAGCAGGAGUUGAAAAAUGAAAAAGUGCCCUUGAGCAAGUCCAUGAUUCCGGAAAGUCAAAGUGCUUUGAGCAAAGUGCGUUUGCUAGAGACAGAGACGGCAGAAGCGGCAGACUUUGACAUCCGCGGACGAGAAACUCCAAGCGUCGAGGGUGUCCAAAUGUCCAGUAUGAACCCGGGUAUCACUUUCAGGGAGCGCAGCUUGUACACUUCAAACUACUAUUUUGGUAACGACGCCAGAAAUAAAAAAUCGAGAGAUUUGUAUUUGAGAAUACACAAGAUAAGGCAUCUAGUUGGAAGAACUUUGCAUUUUGUAUCGAAAUUUUUGGUGGCCAAUUUCGAUGACAAUACCAAGAUAUUUGGCGACUUGUUGUUUGCCAUCAACAUAUGGAUUUCGGAUGUCGGCAGAGAGAGAGUGCUUGAGCCCAGCAAUGCCGAAAUUGACUACGAGAGCAUCGCGUUCCUUCAAACCAUCAACCGUAUCAGGAAACCCUAUACCCGUGUUGCUAUUGCCGCGAGGUUAGAGUCGUAUCACCAGGCAAGAGUUGCGCUUCACGCAACAGCUCGAGCCGAAACCAAUUUGGAUCGGGUUUUGAUGGAUGAUGUGGUCAAGAUCUCUGCGUCCAACUAUUCAAGAAUUGCGUCGCAAGCUCAGCGAGUGUUGCUUGACGGCAUGAAGAGAUUAAGCGGAUGCUAUAGCCACAUUGUGAAGACUGCAUUUAAAAAUCUUGCCAAGGCAUUGGCCAGUGGCGAGCAUCGGGAAAUUGAAAAUGCCUUGAAAGUGUUUGCCUUGAAAAGAAUCAAGACCAAGUUGCAGAAUGACUUUUCCAACCUUCAAAAGUACAUCGAAUUGCUUCGCCGUUGCUUAGAGACGGACGAUACAAAGGUUUACAAAUUAGCCCAUAGCCUUUUUUCGGGCGUUUCAAAGGCCAUUUCGCUUCCAAGCAGAGUUUGCAUUAUCGACGAGGCGCAAAUCGACGUCAUCAGGCCCUCGGAUCAAUAUAUUGAUUUGGAAAUCAAGGCAGUCCAGCUAGCAAAAGAGAAAAAGAGAAAGAUUUACUCUGAAAAAGUUGAAAAGUUGCAAGACAAGGUGAUGGAGGAGCACAAUUUCAAUGGGCAUUGGAAAGUAACGUUGCUGAACUUGGAGUUGUUGCUGACCUUGCAGUCGAGCUUGGAUAUCCCAACAAGAGCAGGGAUUUUGCAGAUUAUGUGUGAGGAGGCAUCAAAGGAGCAUCCAAUCUUGUCGAGGUAUUCGUUGUGGGGAAUCUCGCGGAUAGUGACCAAGCUUGCAGUGCUUGACCAGUACGGUUACGACCUAAAGCAUUGCUGGGAUUUGGAUUACCUUGCCCAAGGAGAGAGAUUAGAAAACACCGAGCCACAAUCUGGGAACAUCUCCUACCAAACUGUUUGGAACAGAGAAUUUGGGGAAGAUGCUCAAAAUUUAAGCUACUAUAUCGACAGCAAACCAAGCGCAGGGUGGCUAUUCUGGGGCAAAUCGUUGAAAGUCUUAAAAGCAGCUCCUUCGUACAAGUUGCAAUUGGGCGCAGAGGACCACGCCGCGUUGUACAAGUUUGGCCAAUCGGUUAGACGCGAAUGGUUGUCGAAAAUAGUCAAGAUGUGGGUCUCGGACGCCGAAACAAGCAAUGCGUUCCAAGUGAUGGAUGUUGUUAUCAUUGAAACAUUGAUCUUGUUGAUAUCAAACGGCUUCACGCCAAACUUUACGUAUACAGAGUUGUUGAGUUUGGUCGACGACAUUUACGAAAGUGACGAAAAGAGUGCCCAUCUCGUGACGUGUGAGAUUUUCGCUGGGGUCUUGUGGGCGUCCAAAUUUACCGCUCCCGAGUACUUGGACGAGCGUGACAAGUUUGUCGUUUCGCAUUUGAGGAAAAUCUUGAAUUCUGAUAUCGCACCUGGCACACAAGCCACAUGGAACGUGUUUGCCGUGUGGGUGCCGUCCAAUUGCGACAUCCGGAGAUUUUCCAGUGUCAUGGCUGAGUUUUUGGAUUUCAGGCCCAAUCCAAAAUCAGACUCGGCGUUUAGUGAAUCGGCCCGCUUGGGUUACAUACGGGCUAUUAUCGCUUCUCUCUCGUGGAGAUUGGCAGAUCCAGACAAGUAUUUGGACUUGUGUUUGAAGAAUAUCAGCCACCGGUAUAAUGCUGUGAGAAAGGAAAUUGGUGCGCUCAUGGCAAAUUUGUCCUCGACAUACUAUGUUGAAUCAGUUUGUGACAGCAGGACAUUUUUGGAAAACUGUAACCAGAAGCAGAACUUGAUGCUAUACGGCAGCGGCGACCACCAGCACCACCAUAAUAGUAUCCUAGCGCAAUUGCCAAACUUGUUUAGGACCACAGAAGCGAGACGCCAAGAAGUGGCCCAUUUACUUCCGCAAGAAAUAUUGACCUCGGACUACAUCUACACGGCGACAACGUUAUUGUUUUGGUUGAGACAAGAACUCAGCACCAACGCAAACAUUUUCCUUCAAGAAUACGUGCCCGAGUUUAUUGUUCCGUUUUUGCUUGAGUUGAUCAACAUGAAGGAAGUGUGUCAGUUGGGCAAGAUCGACCCCGUCACGGUUCUCAAGAAGGUGUCUCAAAUCUCCUACACCAAGGAGUUUUUGAGCAGCAUUGUUUCGAUGUUGAACUGUUGCUUCAAGAGGGAUUUGAAUGUUGUUCAAACAAUUGUUAUGGGCGAGUUUAUGGAGACAAUAUACUUUAGAAACUUGUUCAAGUUGACAAGAGUGCAGCGGGAAAGCAUCAUUGAUGUGAUCAAGUCCCAAUUGGUGCACAAGCAUUUAGAGGUUCGCGAGGCUGCCGCUGCCACCUUGACGGGUUUGAUCCACAUGCUGCCGGUUGAGGAUAUUAAGGUGGUUAUUCAAAAAUUCAUAACAUCUUUCACCGGGCAAUUGGACAAAGUGCGCCGUUUUUACAAAAAGAAGGGCAAUUUUAAGAAUAUGGAACAGCAGGACGUUGUGAAGUUGCACGGUGCGGUCUUGGGUUUGGGUUCGCUUGUGCAUGCAUUCUCAUUUGCAUCGCCCCCACCAGAAUGGGUCCCGCAGGUCUUGACUACUUUGGCCAACAAAGCCACUGGUCUUCCUGGCAUCGUGGGUAAAACUGCCAAGGAAACACUUGGUAAAUUUAGGAAAGAUAGACAGGAUACGUGGCACGUUGACAGUAAUAUUUUUGACACAGAGCAAAUUCAGGAUCUUGAAGGAGUCCUCUGGAGGAGCUACUUUGUAUAG